AUGUCGGUGUACUCGGUCUCGUCGUCGUCCGGGGCUUCGACCUCGGGUUCGUCGUCGUACGCGUCGGACCAGUCCCAGUCCCAAUCGCACUCGCAUCAGCCGUCGCAAAUGCUUUCGAUCCUUCAACCGCUCGGCUACACCAAGGGCACGUGCGGCUACUGUCAAGGCCAGAACCUCUCCGGAGCAUCAUCCGACUCGACCAAGCCCCCGAAGAAGACGAGUUCGAGCUACGGGUCAGUCUCGGGCCACUGCUCCUGUGUGCUCUCCUCCUCCGUGCUCCGUGCUCCGCCCCCACGCGACUCCCCGCGUCUCGUGCCAUAGCGUCGUCCAUCAGCGCUUCAGCCGGUGCACCGCUCCACUUCUACUGCCACGACCGCCGGAAUCCUUAACUCCGCAGCGCCCUUGCCUCGCCUGCGCGCUGUAUCCUUCAAUUGCCUAUCUCGACUAGCGACCGGAAACAGGGGGAUGGAGCGGAUACAGCCGCAGAAACACGUGCUGACCUCCCUCUCGUGUGCCCAGAUGCUGGGCCCAUCUGCUCAGCUGCUCGACCUACAAGCUCAUGCUCGAUCGCGGGUGGAGGAGGUCGGGCAAGUACUGCUACAAGCCCGACAUGCGCAGCACCUGUUGUCCCCAAUACACGAUAUCGUCAGUUCCCAGCGUCUAGUGCUGUGCGCGUGUGACCUUGCAACUGACACCCCCCCGAUUACGAUCCGCGAUUGCCGUAGGCUCGACGCGGCGGCGUUCGUUCCGGCAAAGAGUCAACGUCAAGUCUUGAACAGGUUCGCGGCCUUUGUCAUCGACGGCGAUCACGAGGGUAAACCGGGCUGGGGACCUGUCGAUCCGUCCACGACACCCUACGCCGAUCCAAAUCUCGAUCCUUCCUCUUCCUCUGUGUCCCCACCUCCGACGGCAGUGUUGUCGACCUCGCCGCCGAUGAACAAGAACGUCGCGACCAAAGCCGAUUCGUUGCUAACCACGGCCAAUGCGGUCACAUUCGAUCCGCCCAUCGAGCCACCUACGAUCAGCGACGAAGACCAAGACCUCCCUGCUCCAACUUGGUCGAAACAUGAUGCGCAACGCAAGGGCAACGCCAAGGCCGAUGCGACCAUGGCGGAACCCGGCCCGAGCGACCAGUCAAGAGCGAAACUCGCUGGCCCUACCAAGGGGGGCAGGCGCAAGGCCCCGACCGACCUUAGCGAGAUGGUGCAUCAACUCGAGUGGGCCAACAGUCCUGUGGACAAACCUUUCAAGCACAAGUUCGAGGUCAGUCUUGCGUUAAUUCGUCUGUUCUCUCGGAAGGGCCGAGCUGAUCGACCGCACUGUGACCCCCUAUAGUACGUUCUUGAGGAGGCCUCGUUCACCGAGGAGAAAUAUGCGCUCUUUCAACGGUAUCAGGUACGUCUAGAAUACUCAAGGCGAGGCAGCGCUCGUGGACUCAUUCAUGAGGAUGACCUCACAGACCCAAGUCCACCACGAACCGGACUCCAAAGUGACCCGCAAAGGCUUCCGCCGCUUCCUCGUUGACACGCCCUUGCAUCUCGAGCCGACUCCGAACCCCUCUUACAAUUACGGCUCCCACCACGGUCUCUACCGCCUCGACGGUCAACUGAUCGCUUUAGCCGUGAUCGACAUCCUCCCCGGUGCCGUCUCGUCGGUCUACUUUGCCUGGGAUCCCCAAUACUCGAGUCUGUCCCUAGGCAAGGUCUCGGCCCUACGCGAGGUCGCCUUCGUGCGCGAACUGCAAUCCCAAGGCGGACUAGAGGAUCUAACGCGGUACAUGAUGGGUUAUUACAUCCAUUCGUGCGUCAAGAUGAAGUACAAGGCCGAUUACCAACCGAGUUGGUUGUUGGAUCCGAUGACGAACGACUGGUUCGCUUGGGACGCGUGUAAGAAGGUUUUGGAUCGGUGCGAGAGGGCCUCGUUCUCGGAGGCGGGUCCGUUGGUGCCGCAGUCGGCGUCGAAUACGGCUUCUCAGGUCGGGACUUCCGGUCCUUCUACACCGGGAAACGGUGGUGCGCAGCAGAUGGACGUCGAUGAGGUGGAGGUGGAGGUGCAAAAGGAGGAGGAGGAAGAGGAUACGUUUGUUUACCCUACCCCUUCGCCGCCUGGUUGCCUCGACCCUUCAAGUUUGCCCAAACAACUUUUGUUGGACUCCAUCGUAUUGGAGGGGAGGACCGUCGUCCCCCUGUUGGUGAGUUGCGAACGUGGUCGAGUGCCGCGCUCUUUCCUACGCGCAUCGUCGCUAACCCCGCUCAAACGCCUCCUUUCAUCACAUAGUUCUCUGCUGCAUGGCAUGAACCUACAACGCAGCGCGAAGUCAAAGAGUUGCUGGCGACGACGGGCGAACCCUUGGUCGGCAAGAUCGCUAUUUAUACCACCGGGUGA
Messenger RNA from Microbotryum saponariae, 2385 nucleotides. The record is from the annotation of a GenBank genome assembly. Lineage: Eukaryota; Fungi; Basidiomycota; Microbotryomycetes; Microbotryales; Microbotryaceae.